GUGCAGCUGCUGUGCACCGUUAUUAUGUUGUAGAAAGCUGUAUCGUAAGAUACAUAUUUUUUUUCUUUAUUAAAAACAAAAUUAAAACAAAGUUAUGCAUUUAUAAGCUUUUCGGUAUCCAGACAGGCAGGUUAGAGUUUGUUUUGCGGCUGUGUUGGAGCUUUACUCGGAGGCGGAAGUGCGUUUUGAGCGGCGAAUCAUCCGACAUCGAUUCGAUCUUCAGCAUGGACACAGAGACAGUACCGGAGACCCGGACGCCGCUGGGCCCGCUCACCCCCGCCCACCAGAACGGCGAGAACGCAGGCGCUCUGGAUUUCUCUAAGCUCACACCGUCUCAGUUCGGCAUCACCACAAGCAGUUUCACGGCUUCUUUCCCCAAAGACAAAGAUAAAUCCAGAGUGGCCCAGCUGAAGGCCAGGAGAAGAUCCACCAUCGGAGUCAGAGGAUCCCCCGAGACCAACUCGCUCAUCUGCUACCGAGCCAAACAGGCCAUGAAGACGCCUCCUCGCACCCCUCAGCACUUGCUGGAGAGUCCUCUGUUUUCGGGACGCGACUCCAUAAAGCAGAAGAUGGCCGCGUUCCAGCGUCUGAUGGGAGCGGACGAGGAGAAUACACAACGCUCUGUAUCUCCGAUGGAGGAGGGAAAGGAAGAGGGCGAGGGAGCGGCCCAGUCCGACGUCGAUGGUGGCUCCGAGCAGAGGGAGAAUCGGCUUGCUCCUGUAACCCCUCCUCUAUCGAAGAGACGACGCAGGGGAACUCCUCACCGGAGCAUGUGGGAGGAGCCUAUCGAGGAGGAGGCUCUCCCACAAACUAUAAACCAUGAGCCGCAGGUCGAGUUUAAAAGCCCGAGGAUGGCGCCGGGUUUGGGUUUGGACUCGCAGUCUCAGCUCAUGUCUCUACCCAUGCUGUCCAAACCUGAGCUGAUGAAAACGGGUGACGUGGAGGUCUCCUGCCCGUCCAAAAAGAAGCGCGUGCGCUUCGGCGCACCCCUCUCCCCGGAGUUCUUCGAUAAAAAUCUGCCCCCGAGCACCCCACUUCAGAAAGGUGCCACGCCCGCGUGCUUGCCCUCAUCCACCGGGCGCAAACACUCCCUCCUCAAGACGCCACAGAGGUUCGAGCCGCCUCUGCUUCAGCCAGAUUUCGGCAGCCCUCAAAGAAACGGGGCGUCUCCGGUCCUGAGCACGCGCACCCACGGGGACGGAGGGGUGGACGGCGAUGAGGACGAGGUGUUUCUUCUCAACCAAAAGAUCUCCUUCCCCAUCAUGGAUGAGGAGUAUGACGAUCCACCGAAGGACACUACAGCUUCGGCUGAAAUUAGCGAACUCGCCGCGCAUUACGAGCCGCUCGCUAAAGACCCCGAAAUCACAGACUCCGCCUUCCAGAACGAUGAAGAAACACGACUUUCCGUUACUGCUGCUCCUGAUCAUCCGACAGAAGAACCAGAGCUGAAAACCGUACAAGAAGUCCAGCACGAGCCCCUGAAGACUCCCGAGUCCUCUGCUGGAGCUCCACGUCCUCGUGGGAGAAAAAGGAAGCAACCAGCAGAGCCCGAGGUGACGGAGACCAGAAGGAGCUCUCGCUCGGCCGCCGAGUCCGCCAAGGGCAAAAUGAAGACCUCAUCAGCGAAGAAGCGUUUCGGGAGUAAGGAGGUGGACCGCUCGCUCUACGGCAAGAGAGACUACGCUUCGAAAAACCCUCUGCUCAGCCCCAUCAUCGAGGCAGCCGGCUCCAGCCUGAACAGCACCCCGGUACAACCACACACGGGCAGGAUCACACCCGCUACAGAUGAGGAUCCCAACUCUUGUCCAGCUUCAGCUCGCAGCACUAAACAGAGUAACUCGGUACCGACCGAAGCUGUGGCGGACCUGGUGGCCGCGGCAGCUCUGUGGCGCCAUCGCUACUUACGUCAGAACAAAGACAGUGACUCAGACAAGAACCUAAGUGACCGGGGCGAUCACGCUGUCCUCCCGGAUGUUCCCGUCCAAUCAGAAGCCUCCGCCGAGUCCUCUGUCGUGCCUGCCGAUAAAAAAGCGAGCGUGGGUAGAGGUGUAGGAAGAAGACGAAACUCGGCAAGCCAUCGCAAGAGCUGGAGCGGCGCCAAGGAUGAGCCUGAGGUCAGAGAGCAGAAAACUGAGCUCCAUCCAUCAGGAUCGAACCCGGAGGCUGAAGAACAGGGAGAGCAAUUGAAUCAGAGCACGGAAAGGAAAUCAGGGCUGAUAGCUCCGAGCAGAGGACGGCAGAGAGGAAGGAGGAGCGGCAGAAUAAAUAAUUGUGUGGUGAAGGAAGAGGGCGAGGUAGAGGAAGGACAAGGUUUAAAGGUGAUGUGUAAGGACAUGGUGGAGUCUUCCGGAAGCGAAAGAGAGGAAGUGGAGAAGAAAGACCUCGAGAGCGUAAAAGAGGCUUCAGAACAUGAAGGUGAGGAGAAGAACGAUGAGAACGUGAAAGAAGCUGCAGGACAUGAAGAAGAGGAGAAGAAGAACAUCGCAGUAUGGGAUCCACCUUCAGCGCCAGCGGAAAUCCUCGAGCCGUGGCAGCAGCCUGACUUCUGCAUCGAAGACGUCCUGAAGCCCGUAUCGAAGAGCCGAGUCUCGGUGAGACGCAGCCUGAGAAACCGCAGGAGCAUGGACGUCCUGUCCAAAGGUCUCGCCUGGGUGGAGCACACAUCCCCGCAGAUGAUCACCGCAACCCAGAGGAGGAGAACGCGUGGCAGACUGAGCGCCGUCUCUCAGCCGCCUCCUGACUCUGAGGAAGUGCAGAGCCACCAGUGACUCCAGCAUGAGACUGAACUCUGGUGUUUUAUGUUUUUUUGUGUUUUUUUUUUUUUCUUUUAACCUGAAUUUUAUUUAGAUUUUAAAUCUGGUUUGUUAGAUUUGUUGUUCUCAGAAUCCACACUUCUUUACACUUGCUCUGAUUGCUCUGUAGAAGAAUCGUACGUUGAUCACAUCGUUGUUUAUCUGCAUAAGUUUUUUAAAAAUUUUAUAUUGUUUAUUGUUCUUAUAUAACACUUACAUAAUAUGUACAACUACA
Molecule: messenger RNA, 3027 nt
Organism: Clarias gariepinus (North African catfish)
Lineage: Eukaryota; Metazoa; Chordata; Actinopteri; Siluriformes; Clariidae
Gene: cdca2
Product: cell division cycle associated 2
Exons: 13
Coding region: 225-2768 (847 amino acids)
Biological process (GO): regulation of mitotic nuclear division; regulation of chromosome segregation
Cellular component (GO): nucleus; chromosome
Source: RefSeq, a predicted model, not a curated record